Suillus fuscotomentosus is the source of this 441-nucleotide messenger RNA. RefSeq lists its product as uncharacterized. The transcript has a single exon. The annotation marks the transcript as partial. Lineage: Eukaryota; Fungi; Basidiomycota; Agaricomycetes; Boletales; Suillaceae. The record is from RefSeq and is a predicted model, not a curated record.
AUGCCCAGACGAUUUGAUGACUUUAUUCCCGGCGAAGAUGUGCCUGAGGUAGCUCGGGCUGAUGAGACCGUAACUGAAGAGGUGCAUCAUGUCGGUAAUGAACUUAUUUCUUUUCAGACAGAGCCAGAUGAAAUGGGACUAUACCAAGCCUACACUACUCGUCCCACUUUGUUUCCACGGUCCUCCCUCAAUAGCAUAUGCGACACACCAAUGUUGCAGCAUGAGACUGGGGAAGAUUCCAAUAAUACUCCGUCUCGCCUUCACACUGGCCCCCCCAUCUCAUUUUCCAUCACUCCCAAUAACCUCUACUCUGCUUUCAGUAGUCCAACCGCCGGUCUACUGAUGUGCUGGCAAUACUCCAGCUCAAAUCUGAUUUCUGAUGCUGCUUUGCAGCGACUCACAACAUUCCUCGACGACGACACUUACAAUAGGGACGACAUA